This is a messenger RNA of Malaclemys terrapin pileata, 3177 nucleotides long. It is a transcript of the gene TSPAN11, whose product is annotated as tetraspanin 11. Gene Ontology annotation, cellular component: membrane. The transcript is spliced from 9 exons. The record is from RefSeq and is a predicted model, not a curated record. Lineage: Eukaryota; Metazoa; Chordata; Testudines; Emydidae. The coding region runs from base 130 to 915 and encodes 261 amino acids.
GGGCUGCUGCUAGGGGCUCCCGGAACCAUCGCAUCCCUGCCCGGGGGGUGUCAGCGCUCGGCGCCCGCGGAGUGUGGCCAGCGCUCCCGGUGCUGUAGUUGUUGGGGUCCGCGCCGGGAGACUCCAACAAUGUCCCAUUUCAACAAAGCCGAGCAAGAUGACUGGAUGACUGUUUAUCUGAAGUAUCUCUUGUUUGUGUUUAAUUUCUUCUUCUGGGUGGGUGGUGCUGCAGUGAUGGCUGUUGGCAUAUGGACCCUUGUUGAAAAAAGCGACUAUCUGAAUAUCCUGGCAUCUAGUACAUUUGCCGUGUCUGCAUACAUCCUGAUCUUUGCUGGAGGUCUUGUGAUGAUUACAGGUUUUCUGGGAUUCUGUGCAAUCAUCAGGGAACAAAGGAGCUGUCUUUCCGCAUAUUUCUCCAUGCUCCUCUUGAUCUUCCUUAUUGAGCUGGUUGCUGGAGUUCUUGCCUAUGUUUACUAUCAAAGGCUAAGCGAGGAGCUGAAACAGCAUCUGACCCAGACCCUGACUGAGAAUUAUGCUGUUCCUGGGAAAACACACAUCACCCAUUCUAUCGAUCGCCUGCAGCAAGACUUCAAAUGCUGUGGCAGCAAUAGCUCCGCUGAUUGGCAGCACAGUGUCUAUAUCCUGUCUGUAGAGUCCAGUGGCCGAGUGGUACCAGAUAGCUGCUGUAAAACAGUCACCUUCAAAUGUGGGAAGAGGGAUCAUCCAUCUAACAUUUACAAGGUGGAGGGAGGAUGCAUUACUAAACUGGAACAGUUCCUGGCAGAUCACCUUUUGAUAAUGGGAGCUGUUGGCAUAGGAGUAGCUUGCCUUCAGCUGCUUGGUGCAGGCCUGACCGCCUAUUUUAACUAUGUUCUCUAUAAGGAAGAGGAAGAAGAUGCGUAUUCUGUAAUGUGACUGGUUAGCCUUCUUUACCCCUACUAUGAGCUGUGGGAUGAUUUUUACCUGCUGUCUACACAGAAGAAUUAAAAUGGACUCUUACUGAAGACUAAAAGUCUCCGCUCUCUUUGCCUUAAUGCACAAUCUAGAGAAGCAACAUUUCAACGUGUAUCAGUAUUACCUGUGCAUGCUUAAUGGGCAUAUUUAUAGCCUCCUUCUCUGUUCAUGUUGAUAUGCCUUAAAUCGAGAUGAAUUUUAGCAAGUUCACUGCCUGGAACACUUUCCAAUCCAAUCCUUGAAAUAAUUCUUAACUGAGAAGAGAAAAAAAUAUUUUCUAUUGUUUUUUGGUACAAGAUUUUUUUUAAAAAAAAAAGCGUUACUACUCUUAUGCAGUAUGAUUUGUAAGGACAUUCUUUUGUAGCUCCACAAUCUGUAUUGUUCAGUGACAGUGCAUCCGCUGCGUAUUCAUCCCAGAUUUUCUUAGUUUAACAGAAAUAUCUUCAUGACUAUAGGAUAUUUUAACUUGAGCAACUAGCUUUAUUUUUUUAAACGAAGGGAUUUUUUAUAUUUCAGAACUAUGUCAACUUUUUGCUGUUUCGUAUUUUUUUUCAAUCUGUGUCUGUCUCCCUCUCCCUCGAGGUCCAGUUGAGGCUGCACGGCAGUCACAGCACCUUUUGUGUCAGACAGGGAGUAACAGACUGGCCCUACUGCCAGAGCUGCACCAGGAAUAGCCCAGCAGAGGGCACUAUAUGAGUAGACUGGAUGCAUUUCAACUAGAUUUGAUUUAGAACAGUGGUUCUCAAACUGUGGGUCAGGACCCCAGAGUGGGUCAUGACCUCGUUUUAAUGGGGUCGCCAGGCCUGGCCUAGACUUUCUGGGGCUUGGGGCCAAAGCCUGAGGUGGGGCCGAAGCCUGGGUGAUGCGGCUCAGGUUACAGGCCCCCUGCCUGGGGCUGAAGCCCUUGGGAUUUGUCUCUGGCCCUCCCGCCUGAGGUGGUGGGGCUUGGGCUCAGGCUUCGGCCCCACCACCUGGGGUCAUGUAGUAAUUUUUAUCAUCAGAAGGGGGUCAUGGUGCAAUGAAGUUUGAAAACCCCUGAUUUAGAAGUAUGUUCCAUUAUAAUUUAGGGCCUCUGGGAAGAUUGUGAGUAGGAGGCAACAGUGGGAGAGUAUCCGCUUUUGCAUUGCUCUUGUUGCUGUUCCAUAUUUGUCUGAAGUGCCUCCGUUAGGACUUUUAGCUUUACUGCUUUAUUGCAGACUACCAGCACAAACCUAACUGAUAAAAGAGGAGAUUUUGUCCCCAGCUUAGGGAUCCUGAUUCAGAGGAGAAAAAUCUCUUUUUAAAAAGGAUUUUGAAAUGCUACACUACAUCAUUCAACUGGUUUCUGUCAUCAGAAUAAGAUGCAUUAUAUCAACUCCACUUAGGUAUAAGGGUUAUUUUGCUAAUAAGCCCUACAGUUACUAAGAACAAAUAAAAAGAAAUAGCAUUAAAAACAAAUCUGAAUUGCUGUCACUUUGCUGUGAUUGCUAAAUUGCUCAGAAACCACUUUGACGAGCACAGGAUGGAUAAAUGAUUAAAUAGGUGGAAUGGGUGCCUAGAUGGAACAGAUGGCUAGACAGAAUGGAUAGAUGGAUGGCGAGAUAGAAUGGAUGGCUAGAGGUGUAAUAAAUUUUCUUUCCGAUUCUCUCUUUCAGGACAGUGAAAUUCUUUCAGUAACAAAUGAUUCUGCUGCCACAUAGUUAGUUCUUGAUUACGCAGUUGCAAAAUAGAAGGAAAUCCCCACUUCUUUAUAUGAAUGUAAAUGAUGUAGUGUAGGCAUAGCCUAGGGUUACCAUAUUUUGAGCUUCCAAAAGGAUGACACUCCACGGGGCCCCAGCCCCGCCCCCAACUCCGCCCCUUCCCCAAAGUCCCCGCCCCAACUCUGCCCCCUCCCCUGCUUCCCGCGAACAUUUGAUUCGUGGGAAGCCUGAAGCAGGUAAGGGGGGUGUGGGGGGAGGAGGCACAGCCCAGGCUGGCCCCCGCGGCGUCUCCAGCCUGGGUCGGCUCGGGCCCUGGGGUGCCGGCCCCGGGCCCGGCCCCCGGCCGAGCACCCCCGGCCCGCCCAGCACUGCCGGUCCCCGGCCGGGCCCCCGGCCGAGCACCCCUGGCCCGCUCAGCACCCCCCGGCGCUCGGCACUGCCGACCACCGGCCCGGCACCCCCGGCCCCCGGCACCGCUGACCACCAGCUCUCGGCACCCCCAGCCCCGCCGACCACCAGCCCCCGGCACCCCCGACCGCCGGCA